UUCUCAGCUCUGUCGCGCGGUCUGUUGUUACAUGUCUGUGAUGUGCACGGACGUGGCCCACGGAAAUUUGCACUCAACUGUGAUUCGGUCUCGCCAGUUCAGACAGCGCUAAACCGAAAAGUUUAUGGUGGCGCCAUCUUAUAUCAAUGAAUUUUCGCGGUAGAAGAUCUCAGUAUAUGGAGCCUAACCAACAACGGAGUUGCAAUUAACCUAUUCGUGGUGCUGUUUUGUUGUGGAUGAAAUAGAUUUCAGUGGUACUUAAGUGCCGUGAAUCGUUAAUCAACCGAAAUGCUAUCGCAGUCGGAUUAGCGGCAGCCAUGUUGACAUUACAUUCACGUAUAAAAUGGAAUCGAACGGCUUUGUCUUGCUGUCACAGUGGAGGCAGUGUCUGGUAGCUUGUGCAUCAACUUUGACAUUGAGUUCACCAAUCGGCCUUUUUUUCUGCGACAAAGACUUGACGAUGUAUCAUGGUAUCAGCCCCAAGUUAGAAAUCGGCCUGAUAAUAAUUGGUGUAAUUCUCGGAGGAGUCUAUGCCGAUGCUAAAGGACGCAGGUGAUCUAUGAUGAUGUCAUCAUUAUUCGUGUUAUUUCAAAUUGCCUGCUAUAUCUGUGUAUACUUCAAAGCAAGAGACGUGACUGCGAUAGUGAUCAUAAUUAAAAUUGGCCUGGGCUUUACAAGCGUUGUCGUACUUACUUGGAUCUCGGAAAUCACCACCACCAAUAUACGGCAAAUGGCGAUGGUGCUUCCAUUGUCAAUUUACUCCGUCGCAAUAUUCAGUUGGACCUUAACACUUGAACAAUCGCGACCAAAGUUUCAGACGUUUAAUUUUCGAUCCGGUGCUUGUGUUUUGAUCCUGUUCGCAUGUCACACGUGGGUAGUAUUAAACUGUCCUGAGACACCCUAUUACUUGAACUGGAUGGAACGGUAUGAGGAAACAGAACAGUCACUGUCAUUUUACACAGGAUGCAAGCACGUCAGAAUAGCAGAAGAUAUUCCGCAACCAUUAAACGAUCUACGAGCGCAUAGGUAUCGCAAACAAUGGCGAGGAAAACUGGGAGAAAUUGUUAAAAUGGAAAAUUGUCGAAGUCUGGGAAUUAUUUUUCUUCUCAUAGUAGUCAAAUGGGCCACGAAGCAGUCCUACAGUGAGUUACUCCUUGCGGAAGUGGCUAAGAAGAUUCCGGUUUCCUUGACCGUCGCUUUACUCUUGCCGUUAGCGGGGUUCAGUAUCCUCAUGAUGCUAUCGAUCAAUCUAUUCACAAGGAAAAAAUCUUUGUUGGUAGUAACUAUAGUAAGCUUGAUAGCAUCUGUAAUUAGCAUAUUCGUGGAUGAGACUUCUCCGGUACUUGUGAUACUGAUUUUCGUAAAAUACUCAAUUCACUAUAUUUUUGUCGGUGUCGUUUUGGCCUACGCAGGAGUAUCAUUUCCGACUAACAUCAAGGUUCUCGCCAUUGCUUUAAUUAUGAUCUUUGAGGUGCUGGCAAGGAACACAUUCUUCUGGAUCGGGUCUCUGAUAGAGAGAGAGAACUUAUGGAUCUAUUCUGAAGCAAUUACACUUAAAACUUGCAUUGACAUUGGGACACUUGUUGCUGCUGGUGUUUUAAUCGUGAUCUUCAUUCCAAACACCAUUAGGGUGCAGUCUGAUGAUAUGUCGAAAGAUUACGCGGUUGCCUCGACGGCAGAUUUGGAGUUGUCGAGACAGUAAAGAAAAUAUCACCUUGGUUCCCUUGAUGUCAAAAUAUUUUCAAAUUUGUUUCACUGAGAGGAGUUUCAUGCCUGAUUGUUGGAGUUCGAUGUGCCACCAUAGUGUGCUUUUAUUGUGAAAAGUUAGCGUGAUGACUUGUAGAUAGGUUAACUAGCUGGGAAUUAUUAGUUCAGUCUUUUUUCGAGACGUCUGAAAAGUCGUACUAUUCAACGGGACGACAUAUUGAAAAAUGUCCAUGACAUCUUUCCUCUAACUUUAUAUGUAACGUAUGAAAAUAAUUGGCAAAUUAAUUUUGAUUCGACAUUUUUCAACUUUAAUGUAUUCAUCGCGUUUAAUAAAUUCUUCUUCGAUCUGAAAUGGUCUU
This is a messenger RNA of Neodiprion fabricii, 2066 nucleotides long. RefSeq lists its product as uncharacterized. Gene Ontology annotation, biological process: transmembrane transport. The coding region runs from base 560 to 1702 and encodes 380 amino acids. Lineage: Eukaryota; Metazoa; Arthropoda; Insecta; Hymenoptera; Diprionidae. Gene Ontology annotation, cellular component: membrane. The transcript is spliced from 3 exons. The record is from RefSeq and is a predicted model, not a curated record. Gene Ontology annotation, molecular function: transmembrane transporter activity.